This is a messenger RNA of Talaromyces amestolkiae, 2532 nucleotides long. RefSeq lists its product as uncharacterized. The record is from RefSeq and is a predicted model, not a curated record. Gene Ontology annotation, cellular component: mitochondrion. Gene Ontology annotation, molecular function: metalloendopeptidase activity; metal ion binding. Bases 1 to 2532 code for a protein of 843 amino acids. The transcript is spliced from 8 exons. Lineage: Eukaryota; Fungi; Ascomycota; Eurotiomycetes; Eurotiales; Trichocomaceae.
AUGCCUUCUAUACUCAUCACCGGUGCUGGCGGCUACGUUGGUCAAGAACUCGCAGCAGAACUAUUACGCACCUCCUCCCCCGAUACCACAGUCAUCAUCGCCGACGUCCAAGAACCCCCAGUACCGGCAUCAGCAUCCGAGCAUGCCUCGCGACUCAAGACCGUAGCCGCAGAUCUGACCUCCCCCAAGGUCGUUGACGAACUAAUCAACCCAUCCACUCCCUACGAAUCCGUCUUUUUGCUCCAUGGGAUUAUGUCCAGCGGCUCCGAAGCCAAUUUUGAUCUAGGCAUACAAGUCAACUUCGACUCAAAUCGAUACAUCCUCGAUCGUCUCAAGGACACCAUGCCCGGCGUAAAAGUGAUUUUCACAUCUUCGCUAGCUGUCUACGGUCCUACAAAAGCUGGAUUUGUUAUUAACGAAACCAACUUGCCGCCCGUGCCGCUGUCAUCGUACGGAUCACAGAAACUCAUGAUUGAGAUUCUAUUGAAUGAUUAUUCGCGUCGCGGGUUUUUGGAUGGGAGGGCUGUACGGUUACCCACCGUGACUGUGCGGGCUGGAAAACCCACGCAGGCUGCGAGCAGUUUUGUGAGUGACAUUAUUCGUGAGCCGUUCCAUGGCAAGAAGGCUAUCUUGCCUGUCGCAAAGGAUACGCCUGUUUGGAUCUGUUCGCCGUAUACUAUUGUCAAGAAUAUAUUGCAUGCCCGGGAUGUCCCCGGCGAGGCGUUUGGAGACUCGCGUUCGGUCAAUUUGCCUGGUCUGUUGGUGACCGUACAAGAAAUGCUGGAUGCGUUGGAGCAGAUUGGUGGGCCCGAAAAGAGGGCUUUGGUUGAAGAAAAGUAUGACGCGGACGUGGACAGGAUUGUGCAGAGUUGGUCGCCGUUGUUUGACAGUGCGCGUGCUAGGGCGUUGGGCUUUGCGGAUGAUAUCUCGAUGGUUGAGAAUAUCAAAAGGAAGACUAAGCGUAGGGAAGGCCCGGAGCGGUUUGCAAAACGGGUCAUUCGACCUCCAAACCUCAACGACCAUCCUCGCCUGUCGUCCUUCCCACUCCAAUUGUCUCUCUCCCCCCAUCUACAUAUCAGCCAACUCGCACUUAUGGCUUCCCGGCGGCUUGCUCAGCAGUUCAACCAGGCUUUGCGCUCCCGCGCUGCCUUGAAGGCUGUCCAGCCCGUGAAGCGCGGCUUUGCUACGCCAGUUGGUCUGCCAUCACGGACACAGUCGACCACUUUGUCGAACGGCCUUACCAUCGCUACCGAACACAACCCCUACGCUGCCACCAGCACCGUCGGUGUCUACGUCGAUGCCGGAUCUCGUGCCGAAACCGACAAAACCAAUGGAACUGCUCACUUCCUUGAGCAUUUGGCCUUCAAAGGCACCAACAAGAGGACCCAGGGACAGCUUGAGCUUGAAAUUGAGAACAUGGGUGGCCACUUGAACGCCUACACAUCGAGGGAAAACACUGUCUACUAUGCCAAGUCCUUCAACGCCGAUGUCCCCAAGGCUGUCGAUAUCCUUGCCGAUAUUCUCCAGAACUCGAAGCUCGAGACCUCUGCCAUCGAGCGCGAGCGUGAUGUCAUUCUCCGGGAAGCCGAGGAAGUCGAGAAGAUUAGCGAGGAGGUUGUUUUCGACCAUCUCCACGCCACUGCCUUCCAGGGCCAGUCUCUUGGCCGCACCAUUCUCGGACCCAAGGAAAACAUCCAGAGCAUCCAGCGUGACGACCUUGUCAACUACAUCAAGACCAACUACUUGGCCGAGAAGACCGUCCUUGUCGGUGCCGGCGGUAUCGAGCACGAUGCCCUUGUCAAACUUGCUGAGCAGCACUUUGGUGGUCUUCCAUCUGCUCCCCCUUCUUCUGCCGCUGCUGCCAUUGCCGCUGAGCAGAAGCGCAAGCCCGAGUUCAUUGGUUCCGAGGUCCGUCUCCGUGACGACACCAUCCCUACUGCUCACAUUGCUCUUGCCGUUGAGGGUGUUAGCUGGAACGAUGACCACUACUUUACCGCUCUCCUUGCCCAGGCUAUUAUUGGAAACUGGGACCGCACCAUGGGCAAUGCUUCUUUCCUCGGCAGCAAGCUCAGCAACGUUGUCUCUCACCACAACCUUGCCAACAGCUUCAUGAGCUUCUCCACCAGCUACAGUGACACUGGUCUCUGGGGUAUCUACCUCGUCAGCGAGAACCUUACCAACCUCGAUGACCUCGUCCACUUCACUCUCCGCGAAUGGUCCCGUCUCUCAGUUAACGUUACCGAGGCCGAGGUCGAGCGCGCCAAGGCUCAAUUGAAGGCUUCCAUUCUCUUGUCUCUCGAUGGCACCACUGCCGUCGCCGAAGACAUUGGCCGCCAAAUCAUCACCACUGGCCGCCGCUUGAGCGCUGAGGACAUUGAGGCCACCAUCGGCCGCAUCACCGCCAAGGACGUCAUGGACUUCGCCAACGCCAAGCUCUGGGACAAGGAACUCGCCAUCAGUGCUUACGGAUCUAUCGAGGGUCUUCUCGACUACCAGCGCAUCACCAACGAUAUGAGCCGUAACUUGGCUUAA